AUGGCCUCCGGUUCAUCUAGAGCAAGGGAAGAGGGAGAAGAAAGAACCCACCACACUGUCCCACAGCAUCCUGACUCCCUGGGCUCCAACCCCACCAGCUGCGGAGGUGGCAUGGCCCGAUCUUGGCCAGAGCGAGGAAGGCUUGGAGAUACCGAGGCAGUCAGCCACCGAAGUCGGCUCAGGAAAGGGAAUUUCCAGCCAAAAUUGCAUUUGGAGCAUUUGGAGGAGAAGCUGAAGCUCUUGGAGCUGGAAGGAGGUGGGGAGGAGAAGGAGCACCUCUGCUACUGGCGCAAGAGGAUGGUCACCUUCAAGGGUGGUGCAAAAGCAUCUGGUUCCAGCCCUGAUGGACCAAGGGCUCGUGGAGGUCCCACUACAGCCCACGUAGAGGAAUCUGCCCAGGAGGACAAGGAGCAAAUACGUGGUGACCUGGAGAAGCUCAAGAAACUAAGGGAAGAGAUUUUGGGAAUGAAAAGGAGCGGAGAGAGGCGGUGCCAGGACUGUUUGACGCAGACGGAGGUGGAGAGGCAGAAGGUUGUGUCCGAAUUUCGGCACCUGCGCCGGUUUCUGAAGGACCAAGAGCUUGUCCUCCUGGCUCAGCUGGGAGAGCUGGAGAGGGAGAUGAUGAGGAGGCAGGAGGAAGAGGACACCAAGAUGUUGGGGGAGAUUUCACUCCUCGAUGUCCUGAUCUGCCAGAUGGAGGAGAAGCUUGAGCAACCUGCGAGCAGAUUCCUGCAGGAUGCCCGGAGUGCUGUGGACAGGUGGGAAAUGGGCAGCGCUCGGAGGAUGGUGGAGACCUUCUCGGACCUGGAGCAGAGGCUCCGUGUCAUUUCUUGCCAAAACGAUGUCCUCAGAGAGACGUUGGGGAGACUUCAAGACAUUCUGCCAUCCGAACUGGAGAAAGAGCAAGGACCGUCUCUAGGAGGAGAUGGAAAAGCAUUCGUGACUCUGGACCCUGACACCGCCAACGCCCGGCUCCUCCUGUCCCGGGACCGGCGGGGGGUGAGAUGGACGGAUGCUGGGCAAGAUCUACCCCCCACCCCUCAACGAUUCGAUGCUUCCUGCUGUGUCUUGGGCUAUCGGGGCUUCACCACGGGGAGACACUGCUGGGAGGUGGAGGUGGCCGCAGGCAGGACCUGGGCGCUGGGGGUGGCCCGACGUUCCGUCCCUAGGAAGGGUUGGCUUGAGUUUCAACCAGAGAAGGGGAUCUGGGCCAUGGGGCGGUGGGGGGAUCGGUACCGCGUCUUCGCUUCCCCCAUCACCACCUUCCCCACCACUGGUGAAACUGGGAGGGUACGGGUGGCUUUGGACUAUGGAGGGGGGCAAGUGGCAUUUUACCUGGCUGAGCAUGACCCCCCUGUCUUUACGUUCCAAAAGGUCUCAUUUGGUGGGGAGAGUGUCUUCCCUUUCUUCUGGGUGGGGAGAGGCUCCCACCUCCGUCUCUGCCCGUGA
This is a messenger RNA of Charadrius vociferus (killdeer), 1449 nucleotides long. Its product is annotated as tripartite motif-containing protein 7-like. NCBI's taxonomy places the organism in Eukaryota, Metazoa, Chordata, Aves, Charadriiformes, Charadriidae. The coding region runs from base 1 to 1449 and encodes 482 amino acids. Gene Ontology annotation, molecular function: protein binding. The record is from RefSeq and is a predicted model, not a curated record. The transcript has 7 exons.